Messenger RNA from Oncorhynchus tshawytscha (Chinook salmon), 4313 nucleotides. Its product is annotated as kelch-like protein 17. Lineage: Eukaryota; Metazoa; Chordata; Actinopteri; Salmoniformes; Salmonidae. Gene Ontology annotation, molecular function: protein binding. The transcript has 12 exons. Bases 411 to 2186 code for a protein of 591 amino acids. The record is from RefSeq and is a predicted model, not a curated record.
GCAGAGACUGUAGUUCAUCUAAAUUGAUUUUGUAUUUCGCUUUUCAAUCGGUAUCAUGUGCAAUAGUAAAACACGUAUUAGUUCACUUUGUGUUUUUGCAAGAUAUCAAAACUGUUUUAAAAUGCACAGUCUGAAAGAAGGAGAAACGAAGUAUUUGUCAGUGUUACUUGUGUGGAGCGAGCGAUACAAGCAUUGUUUUGAUGCGACAUCAUGUAAUGUUGACGUGAUGAUUAGCAAUUCAAAAUACUGAUAAAUCAAAUAAGUUACAUUCUGAACUUGGACUAUAACAUAUCAAGAAACUGGAAAAGGUUACAGCUAGAAAUACGUUUGUGCUGUCCUUGCGACACAGACGACGGCUGUCUCCCAGAGUGAGGCCCAGGCAGGAGCCGGCUGCAGCGGAGCAGGGCACCAUGAUGGAGGGGGGCAUGCAGCUGCUGAACCGUGACGGCCACAGCAUCUCGCACAACUCCAAGCGCCACUACCACGACUCGUUCGUGUCCAUGAACAGGAUGCGCCAGCGCAGCUUGCUCUGCGACAUCGUGCUGCACGUCUCCAACAAGGAGAUUAAGGCACACAAGGUGGUGCUAGCAUCCUGCAGUCCCUACUUCCACGCCAUGUUUACAAAUGAGAUGUCGGAGAGUCGCCAGACCCACGUGACCCUGCAUGACAUUGACCCCCAGGCGUUGGAACAGCUGGUUCAGUAUGCCUACACAGCAGAAAUCGUGGUGGGGGAGGGCAACGUGCAGACCUUACUCCCAGCGGCUAGCCUGCUGCAGCUCAACGGGGUGAGGGACGCCUGCUGUAAGUUCCUCCUCAGCCAGCUGGACCCCUCUAACUGCCUGGGCAUCCGCGGCUUCGCAGACACACACUCCUGCAGCGACCUGCUCAAGUCGGCGCACAAGUACGUCCUGCAGCACUUCGUGGAGGUGUCCAAGACCGAGGAGUUCAUGCUGCUGCCGCUGAAACAGGUAUUGGACCUGAUCUCCAGUGACAACCUGAACGUGCCGUCGGAAGAGGAGGUAUACCGGGCCGUGCUGAGCUGGGUCAAACACGACAUUGACGGGCGCAGGCAGCACGUUCCCUGGCUGAUGAAGUGUGUACGCCUGCCCCUACUGCGGAGGGAUUUCCUCAUGAGCAACGUGGACACGGAGCAGUUGGUGCGUCACCACUCGGAGUGCAAGGACCUGCUCAUCGAAGCCCUCAAGUACCACCUGAUGCCCGAGCAGAGAGGCGUGCUGAGCAACAGCCGCACCCGGCCUCGUCGCUGCGAGGGCGCCAGCCCCGUGCUCUUCGCCGUUGGUGGGGGCAGUCUGUUUGCCAUCCACGGCGACUGCGAGGCCUACGACACGCGGACAGACCGCUGGCAUAUGGUAGCCUCUAUGUCCACCCGGCGGGCACGGGUGGGCGUGGCGGCCAUAGGAAACAAGCUGUACGCAGUGGGAGGGUAUGACGGUACCUCCGAUCUAGCGACUGUGGAGUCCUACGACCCGGUCACCAACUCCUGGCAACCCGAGGUUUCCAUGGGGACGCGGCGGAGCUGUCUGGGUGUGGCGGUGUUGCACGGCCUCCUGUACGCGGCUGGCGGUUACGACGGAGCUUCCUGCCUCAACAGUGCAGAGCGGUACGACCCUCUGACCAGUACCUGGACCUCCAUCGCUGCCAUGAGCACCCGAAGGAGAUAUGUCCGUGUGGCCACUCUGGAUGGCAGUCUGUAUGCAGUAGGAGGGUAUGACAGUUCCUCACACCUAGCUACAGUGGAGAAAUAUGAACCACAGAGCAACGCGUGGACGGCCAUCGCCAACAUGCUGAGCCGACGCAGCAGUGCCGGGGUGGCCGUGCUGGAGGGUAUGCUCUACGUAGCCGGGGGAAAUGACGGCACCAGCUGCCUGAACUCAGUGGAGCGGUUCAACCCCAAGACCAAUGCCUGGGAGGGCGUGGCGCCCAUGAACAUCCGCAGAAGUACCCAUGACCUUGUGGCCAUGGACGGCUGGCUGUACGCAGUGGGCGGCAACGACGGCAGCUCCAGCCUCAACUCCAUUGAGAAGUACAACCCCCGCAGCAACAAGUGGGUGGCGGCCUCCUGCAUGUUCACGCGACGCAGCAGCGUGGGCGUGGCCGUCCUGGAGCUGCUCAACUUCCCGCCGCCCUCGUCGCCCACGCUCUCCGUGUCCUCCACCAGCCUUUGACACGGGGCUAGGUUCCGGCUGACCUCAGCCCCCACCUCGGUCACCGCCGCCCCCGCACAGCCAGGCCCAAGCAAGAGACGUAACUGCUCUGUGUGAAGGGGGGGAGGGAGGGAAUGGAGGGGGUGCAGUUAAACAGAGAAGAGGUGAUGAGGUUGGAAGAGUGAAGGAUGGGGAGAGAGAGAGAGAGAAACACAGAGGUUGCUGGUGGAUCUUUUGCGGUCUCGUUUCCUGAGGUCUCGCUGUAUUACCGUAAAGAUACCAGCUCCUAGUCUCUUGAAGAACACGGUAGAGUUUUCCUUGGAUAAAGAUUUUAAAAACUAAAAAGCAUCCUCCCUUUAUCCCUCUUUCCCUUUGCAAUCCAAUGCUUGAAACACAGUCUCUGAAGACAGUCACUUUGUGAAUCAUGUGUACUGUAAAUGUCACCAUUUUUGCAAUAAUAUAUAUAUAUGGAUAUUGAAAUUAAUUAUUUUAACUAAGGAAUGUAGCUAUAGACUGGUUCUGCCAUGCAUGCUUAUCGUGUCCUGGCCAGCAGGAAUAAAAAUGUAUAGUGCUGCUGAAUGUGUCACACUAGGUGGCAGUAACGGCCAAUGUUGUUUACCGUCCAAUCCCACAGACGCAUGUGGGGAGGAGGGUGAAGUUACCCCUAGACGCUGAUCUUGGGUCAGUUUAGCAUUUUCCCCACGAAUGGUUAAGGUUAGGAUUGGGGAAGGGGAGCUGAUCCUAGAUCUGUACCUAGGGGAAACGUCACACUGAAAAAUAGAUCUAUUGAUACUAGAUCUACCGUUACUCGAAACUGUAGAUUUGUUUAAAUCCCUUUUUUUAUAUAAAAAAAAACAAUUACGUUGAAUUCUAUUUCUUAUUUAUUAAAUGUAAAACAAUCUAAAGCUAAUAUAUUCAGACAAUUUCAAAGAUGCUUUAUGAAAAGCAAAUGGACCACUGCUACAACUCAAGAGAGACGUAUUGUUUUUAUUUUGUUGCGUUAACUUUGUGCAUAUCAUGGAUGGAAGUGUGUCAUCGAAAAUGUCAAAGUGUGACACUGUUAGUCAUUCAGUUUGUGCUUGAGAGUUGAGUGUAUCAGAGUGAAGAGAGGAUUAAUAAGGAUGUCUUAAACUGAAGACAAUAUCAGGGCCGUAUUCAUAAAGUAUCUCAGAGUAGGAAUUCUGAUCCCGGAUCAGGUCAUCCCUCUUAUUCUGAAUGAUUUAAAAGGCUACACUGAUUCUAGAUCAGCACUCCUACUCCGAGACGCUUAACACAUACGGGACCCCGGUCAACUGAAAUAUCUCUUUAUUAUUUGUAAUGGAAAACAGUUGAAAGAUAAAGGUUUAUUUUUUUCAUGCAGUGGUUCAUGUAACCAUGAGAGAAAUUAGCUGAUGCAUUUACAGGUCCUCGUGGAUAUUCUUUUGUGUGUUGGUACCUUGACUGUAAAUGUAAGUAUAUUUUUUGUGUGUUUUUUUAAUUGCCUUGUCACUGCCACAUGCAUGACACCACCAAUGUCAUUAAUAGUUAAUGGGGGCAGCAGGGUAGCCUAGUGGUUAGAGCGUUUGACUAGUAACCGGAAGGUUGCAAGUUCAAAUCCCCGAGCUGACAAGAUACAAAUCUGUCGUUCUGCCCCUGAACAGGCCGUUCCCAGGCCGUCAUUGAAAAUAAGAAUAUGUUCUUAACUGACUUGCCUAGUUAAAUAAAGGUAAAAUAAAAAUUAGGGCAACUGAUGUCCAAUACUGUUGCUAUGGUAUGCAAGCUUGCUUGUCCACUAGCUAAUUAGAAGAGCCUAAUGUGCUGUAUAGAUCAUUAUCAUUCAUAAACACACACAGUGGUAUCAUGCUUCUGGCAGCUUUGAAAUGGCUUAAGUGCGUAAAGUUCAAGUUAGCAAGUUAACACAUGCCACCAAUCUGAACACUUGACACUAACGACGGUCAUGUCAAUGUAGAAUACCUAUGGUGCUGUCAUUUUGUCUUACAUACACUUCAGUUUGUACUUUCACCCAUACCCUCAUCCAUGUAUUGUUGAAAAGGAUACAAAUAUACCAGGGAUACAGAUGUAUAAACGUGUGACAUGUAAAAAAGUAUUUAGUCAGCCACCAAUUGUGCAAGUUCUCCCACUUAAAAAGAUGAGAGAGGCCUGUAAUGU